Molecule: messenger RNA, 4878 nt
Organism: Dunckerocampus dactyliophorus (ringed pipefish)
Lineage: Eukaryota; Metazoa; Chordata; Actinopteri; Syngnathiformes; Syngnathidae
Gene: lrch4
Product: leucine-rich repeats and calponin homology (CH) domain containing 4
Exons: 18
Coding region: 182-2332 (716 amino acids)
Molecular function (GO): protein binding
Source: RefSeq, a predicted model, not a curated record
UUCACAGCACCAGUAGUUGUGUGACGCUAGUCAAGGGGAUACUCAAAAGCUUUUCUAAUCAUUUACCAAACAGCAUUUUACUCAAAGAGCUCUCUUUUCCUAGUUUAAAGACACCCGGUGUACCAGAGAGUGACACGGACGCUCAAAACAAAGUAAGAAGGACGCCCAAAGUGCGUGUUUGAUGGCGGCUGGGGAUGGAGCCCAGCUGCCGGCCACAGUAGCGGCCAGUCGGAGUGUGGAGAAAGCCCUAGAGGACGCCGCCGCGAGCGGGGCUCUCAACUUGGCCAACCGAAAGCUAAAGGAAUUCCCUCGGAGCGCCAGGAACUACGACCUGUCCGACAUUACGCACGCAGAUCUGUCGAAGAAUCGUCUGUGUGAGCUACCAGAAGAGCUUGGUCAGUUCAUCUCGUUGGAAACACUGAGUCUUUACCACAAUGGCAUGCGUUCACUGUCCUCCUGCCUGGGCAACCUCCAGGCUCUCACCUACCUCAAUCUCAGCCGAAAUCUUCUGUCCAGUUUGUCCCCGUCAGUAUUUGAGCUUCCUCUCCUGCGAGUGCUCAUCAUCAGCAACAACAAGCUAUCUUCACUGCCCACCUCCAUAUUCUCCCUCGCACAUCUCCGUCAGCUGGACGUGAGCUGCAACGAGCUGCAGUGUUUACCUGCAGAACUGUGCCAGCUGGAGUGUCUCCGGGACUUAAACUUGAGGAGGAACCAGCUCACCACUUUGCCUGAAGAAAUCUCAGAGCUCCCACUAGUCCGCCUCGAUGUGUCCUGCAAUCGCAUCACCCAGGUGCCCUUGUGCUACCGCCACAUGCGGCACCUUCAGAGCAUCUUACUGGACAGCAACCCACUGCAGAUGCCCCCCGCACAGAUCUGCUCCAAGGGAAAGUACCACAUCUUCAAAUAUCUCAACAUGGAGGCCUGCAAGAGGAGCCAGGAGGAGCUGGAGAGACACCUUCGGCCCACCGCCUUCAACAGCUGUUUGUCAGAUCAAGAGCUGUUCACCAGUCAGUUUGGAGGCCUAGACUCUGGUUUUAACAGCGUUGAUAGUGGCAGCAAAAGAUGGUCUGGAAAUGAAUCAGCAGAUGACUUCUCAGAGCGUUCCCUCCGCAUGUCUGAGGUCAGCAGAGACCAGAGAAACCUGGAGGAGGAGAAGGAAGAAGAGGAAGAUGUCUCUCUUCUAGAAUCUAACAAAGUCAAUGGCCAAGCGGAAAAGAUGGACUUCAUUGACAGCAGCGUGACAGAGGAAGAGGAUGACGAGAUGAAGACGGACCCCCCUACUCCUCCUCCCGAGGUACAUCCACAGCGGCUGAGGGAGAGAGUGUCGCCAUCCCACAAUAAUGACUCCACAAUAUGCCGAGCCACUGUUCAAGUGGAGGUUGUCCUACCCUCGUCGCCCUCGCCACUGUCGCCCUCGCCACUGUCGCCCUCCAGCCCCACCAUGGAGGAGCGGCGCCGGCCAGGCACGCUGCUCAUCUGGCAGGAGCGAGAGCGACAACAGCAACAGCAGCAGGGAGAGAAGGCCAGUUUGCUGAAGGCACUGAACAAAACAGGAAGUCUUGUGGCCUAUGCGCCUCCGACAGGAAGUUGCUCAGAUGGUACAUUGCCAGUGAGCAGCGCAUCCCAUCGUGGCUCCCGACCGAGAUGUGCAAGCACUGAACACAUUGUGUGUUCUUCAUCGACAUUACUUAUCCAGCGCUCCAGGAGCAGGACAGAAGGACCAUCCUCCCCAAAGACGUCUCCUCCACCCGCUCAGAACCAGAAACCCAACAGCUUCCUGUUCCGCACGUCAUCUCGCAGCAACGUCAGACCUACAGGUUUGUCCUCAAGUGAGUCUCAUGCCACAGUUCGCUCGCCCAAAGAAGAGAGAGCGGAGGUCAUGCAGCUCCGCAAAACGCUCGAGACACGGCUGAAGAUCACCUUGCCGGAGGAUCUUGGGGAGGCGCUGUCCAACGGCACAGUCCUCUGCCAGCUGGUCAACAGCAUCCGAGCUCGCUCAGUGUCUAUCAUCCACAUUCCGUCACCUGCUGUGCCAAAACUGAGCUCAGCCAAGUGUCGACUCAACGUGGAACACUUUCUUGUUGCGUGUCGCAAGCUGGGCGUCCCCGAGAUGGACAUGUGUGUGUGCUCUGAUGUGCUUCUGUCUAAGCUGCCCAAUGUGCUGCAAUGUGUCAAGGCCUUGCUGGCCCUGCAGGAGGAGGGCCCAGCGGAUGACCGCCCCCUCAAGCACUCCCUGCCUUCGUCAUCCUCGCUGCUGUCCACAGAUUUCCUGCUCUUCUACUGUGUGGCCAUGGUGCUGCUCUACGCCCUCUACUGCUACCUGCUCACUUAGGCUACAUCUCAUAAUAAUAAUAAUAAUAACUAGAACAGCAGUGUGACAGUACCGCGUUGCUGUUAAAACAAAACACAAUGAAAGAAGGCACUACACUGGAACACAGCAGGUUAGCCUUGAAAUGCCUUAGCCUAGCCUAGCCUAGCCUAGCCUAGCCUAGCCUGCACAUUGUAAUGCAUGAAGUUCUUUGAUACAAUUCACUACGACACAUGUCAAUUACAUAUUUUUUGACCAUGCCAGAUAAAAAAAAAAAAAUCAUCUUAUUUUCCUUGAGUGUUUUAAAAUACCAUUGGCAUGUAGUACAGUGACAGGCAACAUUGAGGACAAUUUUUUUUUUGGGGUGGGGAGACAAGCACACCGUGUGCAUGCUUGUAUGCUGACCUGAAGCUGAACUGUGAAUGUCUACUUUAUUGUGAACAUUUUGACCCUUCUAAAACAGGUGUGUCCAAACUUUUUUUCCAUUGAGGGCCACAUACUGAAAAAAAUGGAUGUGGAAGGGCCAUUUUGAUGUUUAUAUAUAUUUUUUGAUUUAGUAAAAAAUGUUAAAAAAAAAAAAAAGUUUUAUAUAUUUAAAAACAAAGCUUUGCGUUACUAGUUGUAAGCAUCAACAAGUAGCGGGCAGUGCAUUUGGUACCUGGGCCUUCAGUGGGGACGUAACGACGACUUAAUCCACCUCUCAAUAUCACCACUAUCAUGUCGCAAUUAUACAAACCAUCAAUAACAUACAAAACUGCAAUAUAACAAGGCGUGGUAUUACAGAGAGGCGCAUUUCGUAUUCGAGUUGUACACCACUAUUACUAAGCACAAAACCCAGUUAACCCUUUAUCGUCAAAUACCAAUACACCCGAGUUACAUUUCUGCUCGUAACUUUGAGCAUUACCUACCACCAAUCACUGGUGGAAAACUGAAUGAAAAUUUGGGGAUCUGCCGAAUGUAACAAGCAUCAGACAACUCCAAACCUCUACACUACAACAUCAUCUGGAGCAGUUCAGAGUCAAUAUUUACUGUAUGAUAACAUGAGAGAAAACAAAAAAAACCUCACCGGUCUGGAAGUGGCAACAAACCCUUUACUGGGCUGAGACAAGCUAGCUAGCUUGGGGUUCGCCAACCUCUCCUUAUGAUGUACAGAUUUUAUGGAAAAGUCCACCUUGGAAAUGGAAUGAAUGAAAUCAAAUAUUUUUCCUGCUCCAUCAGCCAUUGUGAGUGUUAUAUUGUGCUAAUCACUACAGACUUGUCGAACUCUGAUUGCCCUGAUCAAACAAUCAGAACGGAAAAAUGUUGACACUACUGUGUGUCAUCAAGCUGGCCAAUGAGGCAAAUCUGAAGUGUGAUUGGUUAAAGAAACAGCCACAAAGCACAAACAUGUACUGAAAGCAGUGCAGCCAAGAGACAUGUUACUAAAAAAGAUUAAUAGUGGGAAUGAAUUAACACAACUUCACAGAACAAAUACUAGAUUUUUAAGUUGUAAAUGUAGGUCAAUGGCCAAUAGAGACUUAACAUUGUGCCUUUUUUUUGGUUUAAUUUUAUUUCUACAAUGUGCCGUGGGGCACACUUUGGACACCCCUGUUGUAGAACAUUUAACACAACGAGACCUAGUGCCUCUUCAUAGAUGCACCACUUUGACCCUGCUAUGCCCGCUGUGAACAGCAGAGGGCAGGGUUGCUGCAUCAAAGGCCCAAAAGGCUUAGGAAAAAAAUCCUUUUUUUUGUUUGUUGUCCAAGCUAGGAAGGUACAAACCACGCACGUGUACAUACAUACAUAUAUAUGUUUGUUUUUUAGGGUUAUCAGAUGACUUUGUAUAAAUGUAAACAGGUGAUUAAAUUAUCAUUUUUUAAUUUAUUAAGAGUGUGGUUUCGUUAAGAGGGCUUCACUACAUUUAAAAGUCAAUGAGGUUGAAGCUUUUUGAAAUCCAUCUGGACUCCAACAGGGAAUUAAUAUCUAAUAUUCAGGCUUAAAAUAACAGAUUUUUUUUUCAACAUUUUUUUUUUUCCAGCAAUUGCAUGAGUUCAAAAAAUGAUCGAUUCCCCAGAGGACUGUUACUUGACACUCUAGUCUGCCUUAUUGCACAUAAACAAGUAUAUAAUAAACUCUUCAUAGAAACGUUAAUAGUGUUUGUGGAUGGAAUUCUAGAAGCCGUGACAGAAGUGAAGCAUUCUGUAAGAUGAUUUCCUGCAUUUGUCAAGUUGGCUGCUGUUUUUCUACUGUUUGUAUUUCUGUCUUUUUUUUGUAUUUCUAUCGGCCUGCUAUUUGCGUAACUCUACUGUUUGAAUACAAAUGUUUAUUUUAUGAAAAUCAAGCCUAUCGCUGGUUUCAACUGAGCAGAAAUACAGUACAAUACAGUGAUCUUUUAUAUUUUAUACUUGACGCCCUGGUUUUUUUCAAGUUAAUAUAUAGUUGUUUGCCUCUUCUCCCCUCCCGUUGUAAAGAAUUUAUUAAAGGCAACUUUGACUUUGCCGUUUCCUCACCUGUCUGCUUGCAUGCUUUAUUUGGCCUCGUGAAAUCAUCACGUCCAAUGACUCAAUUAAACAUUAAGCCUGGUAACACAA